AUGCACCGACUCAUCCUCCUAACUAUUCUGCUUGCAGGAGAAGUCACCAGCAAGCAGCGAUGCCAAAUAGGAGAUGACUGCGGCGGGUGCACACUUGCACAGGAAGGCGACAAAUGCACGGAUGAAUCAACGACAGAAUCACUUUAUUGUGAUCCAAAAACAAACAAAGCAGAUGUGUAUGAGAAUGCUUUUCUCGUUUGCAACACUUUGAAAAACAAACUUGAACGCAAACUGUGCACUCACGGGGAAUUCUUCAUUGACGGGAAGUGCCGCAGCGGUCAUAUUCGCUACAAACGUCAAGGAAUCGCCGGCUCUGGCCGAGUGGGCGACUUCUGCUCAUUCAAUACCGAUUGUCUGACAGGCAUGUUUUGCUCGGCCGGAUCGUGUACCUGUCUGAGCAACUUCGUUGCAAUCCAAGGCUACUGCUAUCUCAAGAAAAACCCUGGGGAAAGUGGCUGUCAGUAUGCCGAGCAGUGCAGCGCUGUUUGGCCAGAGAGUCGCUGCGAAAAGUCUCGAUGCGAAUGUCCAGAAGACGUCAAUGGUAUCCCAUAUGUACAGGCAAAAACUCGCGACGGUGUCGUAUGCAUCCUCCAUUCCGGCGAGGACGGCGAUCCCGUCCCUAAAUGUCCGUUACCGGAAUAUGAUGAUGACUUAUUGACGAUGCCAGUUUCACAGCUGAGGAAUCCAGCUAUGACCGACCCAGACGAUACCGAUGUGGAACUGGGUGAACAUGUGAAUCCUCUUCAAUUCUGCUCUUCUUCUUCAACAGAUUACACAAACUUUGUCGCCAAUGGUGGUGGAGCUUGCGUAUACUCACAGGACCCACAGAGUGGGGACGGCAUCUACAUCACAGACAUCUAUGACUGCGUCACUUCAGUCGCAUCCAUGGCUAACGUAAAAACUGCGAUGGAGGGCGUUUAUGACAUCAGCCCGGCUGCUGAUGGAAUUUGCUGCCCAAACAGAGCAUUUACCUGCAUCCAGCCAAAACGAGAAGCCGACACGGGUGCGGCAGCACCCGCGGGUGUGCGGCCACGCUGGUGGUACAACGCAGUCACUGGCACCUGUGAACAGUUCAUGUGGGACCCGUGGGAUGAGACGGAGAUGCAAUCACCUAACAACUUCAAGACUCGCGAACAUUGCGAAUCCUACUGUCGAGAUACUUGCAAACGCGGAUCACCUCAGUACGUAACCGGUGGCUCCCAAAACGAGGACGAGCCCAUCAACAACUGCCAAACAGCUUCCUCGUGCACCUCUAAUUACGAGUGCACGACGAUUGGUUCGAUGCAAAUGUGCUGCCCCACAGUCUCGUCCAUUUGUAGCAAUACAGGUGGUAGACCAGCUGACAUUGUUCGCAACACUAACUUCGAUCCAGGAGUAACCAUGAAGAGGAGCUUCAGUCUGUCGUUCUCUACAUCCAGCAGAUAUUACUACGAUGCUGAACAAGGCCGAUGUAUCGCUUUCACCUACAACGGAGCUUUAGGAAACUUCAAUAACUUCAAAUCUGCCGCUGAUUGCGAAUUAUUCUGUGCUAAGCUACAGUGCAAAUAUGGUACUCCACUGAAAAUUGGCGCUGCUAACCAGCGUUGCAGCACAAACGGUGAUUGCCCGAGUACCCAUGAAUGUCAGAGCGACCAUAACGUCUGCUGUCCACGUCCUCAAGCGAUUUGUUCGCAACCGCUACGAUUGGGUGAUUGUAAGCAAAGCGUGCGCCGCUAUUGGUACAACGCUGUGACGCGCGCCUGCGAGAUUUUCGACUACACCGGAUGUCAGGGCAACGACAACAACUUUGAAACAUUGCUCGAGUGUCAGAAUACUUGCGAGAACAUAAUUCCUGAACCUCAAUGUCCUCAGGGAGAUGCAUAUAAAGACUACCAAGGCAACUAUUAUGUGUGUUCUAACUCUGGAGCUGGAAAUUCAUGCCCUGUGAACUAUGAGUGCUACUUCGACGGAUACGUAUGGGGAUGUUGUCCAACUAAGGCCUACACCUGCACCCUCUCACCUCACAAAGGAGUGACUUGCGGGAGUGGUUCUUCCUAUCGCUACUUCUACAAUAGCCAAACACAAGAAUGCGAAAGUUUUCAAUAUAAUGGCUGUGACGGGAACUCAAACAAUUUUGCCACCAGAGAUGACUGUGAGAGUUACUGCAGUGUUGGUGGCUGCCCAUCUGGGGGUACCCCUGAAAGGAACGAGUUCGGUCAGUUGAUGGUCUGCUCCGCCGCACAAGUGUGCCCGACUACGCACGAAUGUACAUCAGUGAACUCCGGAAGCAGCGUGGUCAAUCGCUGUUGUCCUACUCGGUCUUACAUCUGUUCACUCCCUCCUCAACAGGGCAGUGCGUGCUCCUCCUCCGCCGCAGCUCGCUACUAUUUCAACAUUGUUACUAAAGAGUGUACCCAGUUCACAUACAAUGGGUGCAGCGGAAAUCUGAACAACUUCGGAACCAUUGAGCAAUGCAACAAUUUCUGUUUGUCCGCUGCCUGCACACCAGGAGAUGUCGCUUACGUCAAUCCGAACACGAAUAUGCCGUACGAAUGCAAUGCUGCUUUGAGUAACAGUUGUCCAUCUAACUUUGCCUGUACGUAUGAUCAAUUAUCCGGAACAAGUGUGUGUUGUGGCGCUACUCAUAUGGAGGUAUGUCCCGAAGGCGAGAAAGCUUACGUGAACGCUGUAGACAUGAGCGUUCGCGAAUGUCUCAUCAACGUUGAAGGAUCCUGCCCCAGCAACUACUUGUGUCGAUUCAAUGCUCUCAAAAACCGCUACUAUUGUUGCGCUUCUAUCACUGGAGACCUGUGUCCAGCUGGAAAAGCUCUGUAUAGGGAGCCAUCAUCAAAGUCACCUAUUAGGUGCACCAUUAGCAGUAGCAGCAACCAAUGUCCUACUGGGUAUUCAUGUCAGUCCGACGUUCCUGGAGCAUUCCAAGGAUAUUGUUGCUCGGCUAGUCAUAUAUGUCCCAACAAGGCUGAGUUUUACCUUGAGGAGAACAGCCAAAUGCCGAGAUCAUGCACCGUCGGCGCAUUCAUCACUUGUCCAACAGGAUACAGCUGCCAGAGCACACAAUCUGAGUUCACAACGGGUCACUGUUGUAAGGGAGAAAUCGCUUCAGUUUCAGACGGUUGCCCUCCCAACGAGUACGUGUUCAUGAAAGACAACCAAAUUGCUGCUUGCGAUCCAUUCAACCCACCGAACGCUCCGUGUCCUAACGGCUACUCGUGCCAGUGGUCGCUCUCCAACCAACGCUACCAGUGCUGCGGAGCCACUCCCAUCACCACUCCUAAGUCUAUUGCCGCACUCGGGUGUCCAAAUAAUCAAGUUGCAUAUCGGGACGUCGCCACUAAUGCUCCGCGAAUUUGCACCGCUGCGUCCCAAAACUGUCCUACUGGCUACUUUUGUCAAUUCUCCACUGCCAACAAUCAGUUUCAAUGUUGUGGAAUGUCUGGCGGAUGUCCGAAUGACUCGGUUGCCUUCAUUGGUAUUACCGGAGAACCGCAGAGUUGCGCUAUAGGACAAAGCACUUGUCCUAAGGGCUACUCGUGCCAAAGAAGUAUCAGUGGAUUACAGUUGUGCUGUACCACAAGCGAACUGACCUGCACCGGAAAUCAAGUUGCUGUUGACGGCGCCUGCCUCAAUCGAGUAGCGUUCGGCGAAGCGUGCACAAACCAAGUCCAAUGCCCGACAAGCUCUAUCUGCAAGAACAGUCGGUGCAGCUGCCCUGAUGGUCAGAGCUUCGUUAAUGGAGCGUGCCAAGCGGGCUGCGGAGAAAACGAGGUGGAUGUCAAAGGCGUUUGCCUACGCAAGGUCGAAAUUGGUGAACCCUGUGAAGCUGACGAACAAUGCCAAGGAGGUUCUACCUGUGACGGAGGACACUGCGAAUGCCCGGAUAGUGAAGAGAAGGUUGACGGCGUAUGUGUGAAAAAGAUGGGCUCUCGUAAAGUCACUACUUGUCCUAUUGCCGGACAGAUGCCUUACAUAGAUAAGCUUACUACUAACGUUCGCUUCUGUCAACCAGCUAAAAACACUUGUCCUCAGGGAUACAGCUGCCAGUUUUCCGAAACCGCACAGCAAAACAUUUGUUGUGGAGGUAGCAACAAGACUAGAUUUUCGAAAAUUACCGAGACAGGAGCACCUGGUCCUGACAUCGAUACUGACGAGUCCGAGUCGGAAACUUCUUCCGCCACAACAUCUAAGCCUGAAGUGUGCGAGAAAGGAUCAGCCUAUCUCGUGAAUGGGGUUCCGAAACAGUGCACGACCAGUCCGUGUCCUUCCGGCUACAAAUGCACCUUCUCCAGACUAAAUAAGAACUACUACUGCUGUUCCGCGUAUUCAACUAGUCACGGAUGUCCUUCCGGAGUUGCACUGUUGUUCCCGUCAACUGGUACACCUGUGCAGUGCAGUAACACAGGUCCAACUUCUUGUCCAGGUGGAUACAGAUGCGUGCGCAGCACUAUAACGAAACGAUUACAAUGUUGCUCAACCGGAGAGAAUGCAGUCAAAAGACCUGACUCAAAGAACAGGGUUGUCAACAACAGGAAAGAAUAUGGAAACGGACCCUGUCCGGGUGGCCAAGUGCAAGUAUUACGAAUCGUGGGCGAACACAUAGUGAGAAAAUGUGAAUCGUCUUGUCCGCCGCACCAAGUUGCAGUACGUGGCAUUUGUCGUGACAAAUAUCAUUCUGACGAUCCAGCCAGCUUCAAUUUACUGCUAUGA
This is a messenger RNA of Necator americanus (New World hookworm), 4704 nucleotides long. RefSeq lists its product as uncharacterized. The record is from RefSeq and is a predicted model, not a curated record. The coding region runs from base 1 to 4704 and encodes 1567 amino acids. The transcript is spliced from 15 exons. Gene Ontology annotation, molecular function: serine-type endopeptidase inhibitor activity. NCBI's taxonomy places the organism in Eukaryota, Metazoa, Nematoda, Chromadorea, Rhabditida, Ancylostomatidae.